UAUGUGUAAAACUCGUGUCGAAUCUGACGUUGCGAAAAGUAAUUUCUGUUUACAUUGCAGUGACCGAUACCAUGGCAGCCACAAAAGCCUCCAAAGAACAGAAAUACGACAGGCAGCUCAGAUUAUGGGGUGACCAUGGUCAAGAAGCUCUAGAGAAUGCCCACGUUUGUCUGAUCAAUGCUACAGCAACUGGGACAGAGAUACUCAAAAACCUUGUGCUUCCUGGUAUUGGAGCUUUCACCAUAGUUGAUGGAAACACAGUUUCUGGGGAAGAUGUAGGAAACAAUUUUUUCCUAAGCAACAACAGCAUUGGAAAGAAUAGAGCACAGGCUGCCACAGAGCUACUCCAAGAACUGAACAAUGAUGUGUCGGGUAACUUUGUUGAGGAGAGUCCUGACAUGCUCCUUGAUAACAAUCCAGAGUUCUUCCAUAGAUUUACCAUUGUUAUCGGUGUACAGUUGCCUGAAAGCACAUGUUUAAGGCUAGGUUCAGUUCUGUGGAGUGCAUCGGUACCUUUCUUGCUUUGUAAAACGUAUGGCCUUACUGGCUACAUGAGGCUUGUGGUGCAGGAGCACACAGUGAUUGAGUCACACCCCGACAACGCUUUGGAGGACCUGAGGUUAGACCAGCCCUUUGCUGAAUUCCAGAAGCACAUUCAGUCCUAUGACCUUGACAGCAUGGACAAAAAGGAUCACAGUCACACACCUUGGAUAGUCAUUGUUGCUAAAUACCUUGAAAAAUGGCUCAGUGAGAAUGACUCUCAGCCCCCCAGAAAUCACAAAGAGAAAGAGGCCUUCAGACAAAUUCUUCGGGAAGGAACCCUGAAGAAUGAGAAUGGUGUCCCAGAGGAUGAGGAAAACUUUGAGGAAGCCAUUAAGAAUGUCAAUACUGCUUUAAAUCCUACCAAGAUCCCCAGUGUUGUGAAAGACCUAUUCAAUAAUGAUCAGUGUAACAACAUAACAUCACAGACUACAUCCUUCUGGGUGAUGCUGCGAGCUGUGAGGGAGUUUGUACACAAUGAAGGCCAAGGCAGCUUACCUGUGCGGGGGACCAUACCAGACAUGAUUGCAGACUCACAGAAGUUUAUCAAUCUUCAGAAUGUUUACAGGGAAAAGGCCCUGCAGGAUGCAGAAACUGUUGCCGGAUAUGUUGAGAGUCUGAUGCAGUCUGUUGGAAAGGCACCUGAAAGCAUAACUGACAAAGACAUCAGACUCUUCUGCAAAAAUGCGUCCUUCCUUCGGGUGGUGCACUGCAGAUCUCUAGCAGCAGAGUACAGUGUGGAUUCAGUUAACAGAGAUGAAAUAACCUCAUGCAUGGACAAUCCUGAUAGUGAGAUGGUAUUCUACCUGAUGCUUCGAGCUGUCGAUCGCUUCUACCAGCAGCACUCCCGCUACCCUGGGGUGUAUAACUACCAAGUAGAAGAAGACAUCAGCAAGCUGAAACUGUGCGUCACCAGCCUGCUGCAGGAGUACAACCUCAAUGUUAACAUUAAGGAUGAUUAUGUGCAUGAGUUCUGUCGGUAUGGCGCAGCAGAGCCACAUACAGUUGCUGCAUUUAUGGGAGGCUCAGCUGCGCAAGAAGCCAUAAAGAUCAUCAGCCACCAGUUUGUGCCCUUCAACAACACUUUCAUCUAUAAUGCCAUGUCACAGACCUCUGCUACUUUACAGCUGUGAGGUACUCAUUCUGAACUCAUUUACAGACGAAGCGAGGUAGCAUUUAUUAACAGAUUCAAUUGAAAUUGUCAACUGUACAUAAGUGCUUUUUUAAAUGCUUUUUGGGAUUCUUCUACUGUUUAACAUGUGCACUUAAAUGUCAAACCAAACAAGUAGACAACAUUAACUGGACGUAAUCAUGUAAAACUCACUGAGAGAGACAUCAACUUUGGUUAUUUAACAAUACAGUCGUUCCUCACUACUCAUGGUUUGAGCAUCACUUUCUAACUCUUAUCGAGGUUUUUCAAACAAUUAAAUGGUCACUGUUUUGUGGUUGACUAUGGCGUAUUAUUAGUAAAAGAAAAAAAAUGCAGAUUUAAGCAAAUUGUAAACAUUUUUUCCGGAAUUGAGCCCAUUUUCAAGCAUAAAAAUGGCUAAAUGCACGAAAAUACAAAUACAGUAUAAGCCAUUAACAACCGGCUUUUAUUGCAGGUUUAAGUAAUCUCACAAUAGGCACAAUAAUACUAACAUUAUAAUAAUCAAAAUCCUAAUAAUAAUAAUAACAAGGCUUACUGUUGCGACAAUAGCCCACAACAACCUAAAACUCAACUCUGAACCACCGACAUCACUUCCUGUCCGCCAUCGAUUCUGCUCCCCCUACAAGGUAAAUUAAAUGGCUUAUUUUCUCUGAUUUUAUAUAUAUACUAUGUUGGGUAAUAUGAAUGUAAAGAUAACUACUGUAUGUGGGUGCUAUUUCAUGUCUCCAUGGCUGUAAUGUAAAAAAAAAAAAAACAUUUAGAAGAUUGUAAACAGGUUUUCCAUGCCAUAACUACGAAAA
Messenger RNA from Dunckerocampus dactyliophorus (ringed pipefish), 2490 nucleotides. It is a transcript of the gene nae1, whose product is annotated as nedd8 activating enzyme E1 subunit 1. Gene Ontology annotation, cellular component: cytoplasm; nucleus. The record is from RefSeq and is a predicted model, not a curated record. Gene Ontology annotation, biological process: protein ubiquitination; DNA damage response; protein neddylation. The coding region runs from base 72 to 1673 and encodes 533 amino acids. Lineage: Eukaryota; Metazoa; Chordata; Actinopteri; Syngnathiformes; Syngnathidae. The transcript has 20 exons. Gene Ontology annotation, molecular function: ubiquitin activating enzyme activity; NEDD8 activating enzyme activity.